AUGGAAAUUGAGCUAAGCAAUCAACUUUGUUAAUAGAUUGAAAUAGAAAUACUAAAAGUAAUAGAUAAAUGUUAAGAGCUAUUUUCUACAUUUAGUACUAAUGCAAAAAAGAACAUAGAAAUUGUGCUAUUGGUAGGAACAACAGGAGCAGGGAAGAGCACAUUAUUUAACUUUCUUAGUGGAGCUGAUUUCAAAAUUCAGGAUAGAGAAUUGAAAUUAAAAAACCCUUCAAAUAAGUUUUCAGAGAUGAAAGGUGGAAUGAGCUCUGUUACAAAAGAACCUAAAUAUCAUUUUAAUUCUGAAUAUAACCAUUUUUUAAUUGACUUCCCUGGUUUUUAAGAUACUGAUGGAGAAUUAGAUCAACUUUUAAUGGAGCUAUUGUUUUAAAAGGUUGUCACAUCAAUGCCUAUUAAAGUUGUAUAUGUUUUGAAGAACAAUGAAAGCACUCUACCUAAUAGAGGAAUAUAAAUAAUAGAAUUUGUUGAUCAACUUUUUAAGAAUAGUAAUUUAAGCAUUAAUAAAUUUAAUCUACUAUUGAAUUGCUAUUUAGAAAAUUUAUCAGAUGAAGAAUUGAUAAGAAAUAUUAGAAUGGAAUUGAAAUAAGCUAAUAAGAAUAAUUAUAUAGAUAAUAUUCUUAUAGUCAGAAAAGUAUUGAAUUCUGAAGAUUUAAAUAUUUAUUUUGCAAAUGGAAAAAGAAAUGAAUAAUGGUAAAAAUUAGAAUAGAUAAAACCAAUUCAAUUGAAACCUAAAACAAUUCCAAAAACAGAUAUAUUUUCAAAAUAUCUACGAUAAUAAAUAUUAUUGACUGUUGAUGAAUAUGAUGAUAUUAUCACUAGGAAUGUCGAUUAAUUAUGCCAGGGAAAUAGUGAUCCAAAAAAUGAUGGACAAAUUAAAUAAGCAAUAUCUCUGAUAGAAAAUAUUGUCAAAGAAAAAACAACUGAUAUUUCUUAGUGGUAUACAAAUUUUAUUUAAACUUGUGAAAAAAUCCCAGGAGAUUAAAAAAUUCAAAAAAAUGUGAAUAAUUUGAAGCAGAUUUUACAUUAUUGUUCACAAUUUUCUAAUUAAAUAGAAAAUUACUCUGAAGUUGUUUUAUCUAUCCAAAGGGCUUAAUAAUAAUUCUAAGCACUUUAAAAACAUUUCAUUUAAAAAAUUGAACGUUAACAACAAUAAAUUGAAAUGUAAGCUAGAAUCACAGAUCUUGAGGAAGAUGGAAUGUAAUUACAAUAAGAUCUUAAAGAAUAAAGAUAAUAAAAUCAAAAUAGUUAAUUAGAAAUAGCAAGAUAAAAUCAGAGUAUCUAAAAUUAAUAAUAAUAAAUUAACUAUUAAUAGAUUUUGAAUCAAAGAUUAGAAGAUAGAGUGGAAGCUUCAUAAGAAUAAAAUAGAUAGCUAUAAAAUAAUAUCUUAGAAGUAAGAAAAGAAUAAGAAAGAAGAGAAGCUGAAUUUAGAACAAUUUUGGCUCAAUAAUAACAGGAAAGAGAAAAUAUGAAUGCUUAAAUGAGAUAAAGAGAAAUAGAGUAAAGAUAUGAAAGAACUAUCUAAGAACAAUAGUAAUAAUUGGUUUAGUAGUAAAGGAGAACUGAUGAACUGCAUGAAUAAGUGAAUAAUUUAAUAUCAGAGAUAUCAACCUCUAGAAGUAGAAAUAGAGGUAAAGGCAAAGGCAAAGGCAAAGGCAAAUGCAGAAGAAGAUGA
Paramecium octaurelia is the source of this 1689-nucleotide messenger RNA. The record is from the annotation of a GenBank genome assembly. Lineage: Eukaryota; Ciliophora; Oligohymenophorea; Peniculida; Parameciidae.